AAAAAGAAAAAAAAUAGAAAAAAAGAAAAAAAAUAGAAAAAAAGAAAGAAAAAAAUGGGUAACAUUUUAGGAUCAAGAAAAAAAUUACCAAAAGAAGAUUUAGAAUUUUUAAGAACGAAUACAAAUUUUACAAAAAAACAAAUUAAACAAUGGUAUCGUGGAUUUAUAAGAGAUUGUCCUUCUGGUCAAUUAAGUAAAAAGAAAUUUAUUGAAGUGUAUUCUGGAUUUUUCCCUGAUGGUGAUGCUGAAGAAUUUUGUACACAUGUAUUUCGAACAUUCGAUAAAGAUAAUUCUGGAAAAAUUGAUUUUAAAGAAUUUCUAUUAGCAAUUAAUAUUACAUCAGGUGGUAAACCAGAAGAGAAACUUGAAUGGGCAUUUCAAAUGUAUGAUAUUAAUGGUAAUGGAACUAUUGAAAAGCAUGAAAUGGUUGAAAUUAUCAAAACAUUUUCACAGGUUACUAAAGCUAACCAGUACAAAACGAUAUCUGUAGACAAGCAAACACAGAAACGUGACGUUAAUUCGUUUUAAAAAAAAAACUUUAGAUUUAUCAGCUAUUUGAUACGGAUAACAAAGUAUAAUGUCAUUCCAACAUCUUGUCAAUAUGAUUCUGUAUUGUCUGUUAUGAAGUAUUAACACAUUGUUAGCUAUUAACAGUCUAUUUACUCUAUGAUUGGCUAUUAUGCAUGUAUACUCAUAUUUCCAAAAUAUGAGAAAUGUAAACAAUUAAAUCAGUAUUAUAGAUUUAAACUUCCAUUUACAUAUGAAUCUUCCAAUAUGUUCAUACAUUGAAGUUAGUAGAUAGGAUAUCCUAGACAAUAAUUUGUUUCUUGAUAGAUGAUGUUCACUAAUAAAAACGUAUCUAUAAUCUUGACACCACUGAUACUCCAUAUAGAUUGCGAACGCAUGUGACUCAAUUUCAGGAUCCGAACUACUACUGACCCAUUAGGUUCGUGACUGAAUCUCUCAUUAUUAAUAUCUAUAUCAAUAUAUAUAUAUGAGUGUGAAAUGAAGUUAUUUGUUGUCAAGUAAUAAUAAAUAAGGUCUCUGAGAGUUGAACCUAGGCCAUCAUGGAAAACCUAGAAGCAGUGGAUGGCCGUUUCUUCCCAUUGUUGACAGUUAUUAGAUCGAGAACUGAUGAAAACUAGGAGGAGGGAGUGACAUCUCUGUUUUGCUCUAGUUCAUAAUAGUGAAUAGUUGUUUGAGCGUCGAAUGUAGUCAGCUUAAAAGCUUAAGCAUAGAUUAUGUAUCAGUUGACACUUAAUGAUAGAAUAUAACCUGGGGUGUUGAGAGGGUUGACAUUCACUUUGUAAUUCAAACUCUGCAUCA
Molecule: messenger RNA, 1326 nt
Organism: Schistosoma bovis
Lineage: Eukaryota; Metazoa; Platyhelminthes; Trematoda; Strigeidida; Schistosomatidae
Source: the annotation of a GenBank genome assembly